This is a messenger RNA of Lucilia sericata (common green bottle fly), 957 nucleotides long. Its product is annotated as G-protein coupled receptor Mth2-like. Lineage: Eukaryota; Metazoa; Arthropoda; Insecta; Diptera; Calliphoridae. Gene Ontology annotation, molecular function: G protein-coupled receptor activity. The record is from RefSeq and is a predicted model, not a curated record. The transcript is spliced from 5 exons. The coding region runs from base 1 to 957 and encodes 318 amino acids.
AUGUAUGAGGGUAUCUUAAUACCACCCGAAAAACAGGAUUUCUAUGAUUAUCAUUUGGAUUUUAUGCGGAAAAGGAUUACAGUUCCGCGCCAUCUAAGAGGUUGUGUUUGUAGUGAGGACCAGCCCUGCAUUAAAUUGUGUUGUGAAAUGGAUGAGUAUCUUAAUAUGAGUGAAUGUGAAAACUUGACUCCGAAAAUGAAAGUUCAAUGGAAAUUGCCAAUACAACGAAAAAAUUAUGAAAUUGAAACUGUAGAUAUAUUUAAACAUUUUACCACACAAGUGGAAUUACCUUGCCGGUGGCCAGUGGAACUGGAUCAGAAUUUUGAAGAAUGGAUUUUGAAAGAGAAUGGAAUUUUAUCUAUUCUAUGGAAUGAUUACGAACACAACACUUGGGACUAUUGUUACUCACAACUACCUAUAGAAAACUCACAACUACCUUUAGAAAAGGAUUCUACGGAAUAUGUAUUAACACCAUUCAGUUGUCCCAGAUGGAAUGUAAUUGCCUGGAAAAUAAUCCUUAAUACAUAUGCUACAAUACUGGUAUAUUCCGUGUUAAGAGAAUUAAGGGAACAUUUGAGCGGCCAUCUAAUGAUUUGUUAUGUAUUGUCACAGAUCGUAUUUAAUGCCAUUUUGUCGUUUAUAAAUAUCUCGAACAUAAGAUUCGAUUUUAUAUUAUGUUUUAUUAUGGGUUACACCGCUUACUACUUCAAUUUAUCUUUCUAUUUAUGGCUCAGCGUUGUAUGCUAUGAUAUUUCUAAAACUUUUAAUAAUAUUAAUUCUGAAUUGAAUUUAAGAAAAGAUCGCAAGAAGUUUAUUAUAUAUUCCUUGUAUGUCUGGCUAACUGCUGGACUAGCAACUGCUAUUGGUAUUUUAUUAGACCUAUUACCGAAUGUGGAUGAAAUGUUUAAGGCCGGUGUUGGUUUGGAGAUAUGUUUUAUAAAUGAAAGCGCCUCUUAA